This is a messenger RNA of Beauveria bassiana ARSEF 2860, 882 nucleotides long. Its product is annotated as signal recognition particle receptor beta subunit. NCBI's taxonomy places the organism in Eukaryota, Fungi, Ascomycota, Sordariomycetes, Hypocreales, Cordycipitaceae. The transcript has a single exon. The record is from RefSeq and is a predicted model, not a curated record. Bases 1 to 882 code for a protein of 293 amino acids.
AUGCCUACCUUUGAGCAAAUUGUCGCCUUCCUCAUGACGCCGUCGUGGCCCGUCGUGCUCCUCGGCUUGCUCGUCGUCCUCGGCGCUCCGGUGCUGCUGCACGUCGUCCUCUCCCGCAGCGUCACCUACAUUGUGCCGCCCGUCGUGCUCCUCCUCGGCCCUUCCGGCGGCGGCAAGACGGCUCUCCAGACGCUGUACGAGCGCGGCGGCAGCGCGCCCGCCGCCGCCACGCGCACCUCGCAGUCGUCGCAGUCGGUCGAGCUCCACGCGUCCACCGACGCGGCCAACAAGACGACGUACCGCAACCGCGACGAGUCGGACGGCACGUAUACCAAAUUCUUGCUCGUGGAUACCCCCGGCCACGGCAAGCUGCGCAACACGGCACUCGGCAAGCUGCGCCGCGCCGACAAGCUCCGCGCCGUGGUCUUUGUCGUCGACGCCGCGGCGCUCGGCGAGCACGACGUGUUGGCCGCUACGGCGCAGUAUCUGUACGAUGCGCUGCUGGUGCUGCAGAAGAAGGCGACGACGAUGACGACAAGGGGGUCCAAGGACAGGCGCGGCGCCGCCGUGCCAGUGCUCGUGGCCGCCAACAAGAUGGACCUGUUUACGGCGCUGCCCGCAGCCAUGGUGCGCGCGAACCUCGAGGCGGAGAUUUCGCGCAUCCGCGCGUCGCGCAGCAAGGGCCUGCUCGACUCGGGCGUCGGCGCUGAUGAGCUCGGUGCCGAGGAGCAGGACGGCUGGCUGGGCGAGUAUGGCGCCGACAAGUUUUCGUUUGCCCAGAUGCAGGAGUUUGGCAUUGAUGUGGAUGUUUUGCCCGGGACUGUCGUGGCGGAGGAGCCUGACGCGGACAAGUGGUGGUGGUGGAUUGCGCAGAGAAUAUAG